AUGGCGGACAAAGUUAGAUAUUACUUGGAACAGUCGGUUCCUGAAUUAGAGGACCUCAAGGUUAAGGGACUAUUUGAUAAAAAUGAGAUUACCAUGAUUAUGAGAAGACGGACUGAUUUCGAACAUAGAAUCACCGGACGUGGAAGUCGACCAAGAGAUUAUCUAAAGUAUAGUGAAUUUGAAAACAAUUUGGAAAAGUUGCGCAAGAAAAGGUAUACCAGGUUGAGUAAAGUGGGAUUAAUCGAUACAAAACCGAGUAUCAGUGAUUGGGCUGGAGUUCGCCGAAUCAUGUUCAUACUUGAUAGAGGAACCAAGAAAUUCCCUGGAGAUCAACAAUUAUGGGCCGAGUAUUUAGCAUAUGCCAAAGAUAAUGGAGCGAUCAAGGCAGUAUACAAGAUCUAUUCAAGGUUGUUGCAAUUGCAACCGCGGAAUGUUGAUGCUUGGUUGUCAGCAGCCAAGUACGAAUUUGAAGUCAAUGCCAAUGCUAAAGGCACAAGAUUGUUAUUCCAGAGAGGACUAAGACUUAAUCCAGAUUCCACCGCGCUAUGGUUGAGCUACGCCCAAUUUGAAUUGACCUAUAUUUCAAAACUUCUUGCCCGAAGGAAGCUUUUGGGGUUGUUGACAGAAUCAGAGGAAAAGAAGGAAACCGAUGACAUGAUAGUUUUACCGCAAGCCGAGACCGCACUCAAUCUUCCCGAUGCAGAUAUGAAUAUGCUUGGGAAUCCAGACACAAACCCUGCUCUAAGAGGGGAUGUAUUCUUGGCCAUAUUUGACGAAUGCGUAAAAGCCAUUGGGUUUGACAUUGUGGAGAGAUUUUUACAAUUAAUUGAUCAGUUUGAAGAUUUAGAUAGAGAUUACUUGUACAACCAUGUCCUCAACUAUAUUCAGAGGGAAUAUCCAGAUGACAACAGGACAGUAUUUAUCGACAUAACCUUACCCAUACGAACAAGCAAUGACGGGUUGCAAUUAUCGGUUAAUAAGUUUUUGGCAUACAAAGCCAAGAAUCCCAACAAGGAGCUAACUAAUAUGUUUGUCAACAGAUUAAUGGAAAUUGAUGGCAAUGACAAAGUCAAAUCGGUAAUUCAAGCUAUCAUCAAAAAGAUCAAUCCCGCUUAG
Messenger RNA from Lodderomyces margitis, 1116 nucleotides. Its product is annotated as snoRNA-binding rRNA-processing protein. The transcript has a single exon. Gene Ontology annotation, cellular component: Pwp2p-containing subcomplex of 90S preribosome; small-subunit processome. Bases 1 to 1116 code for a protein of 371 amino acids. Gene Ontology annotation, biological process: maturation of SSU-rRNA from tricistronic rRNA transcript (SSU-rRNA, 5.8S rRNA, LSU-rRNA). The record is from RefSeq and is a predicted model, not a curated record. Gene Ontology annotation, molecular function: snoRNA binding; protein binding. NCBI's taxonomy places the organism in Eukaryota, Fungi, Ascomycota, Pichiomycetes, Serinales, Debaryomycetaceae.